CUCGAGGGCAGGGCGGUAAUAGAGAGAAGGGUUGUCAUUCGCGUGACGUCACGGGCGCGGGGCCGGGAGCGGUAUGAGCGGGCCAGCAGAGGUUAAAGUGAAAAUACCUUUUGGAAACAAAUACCUUGAUGCUAUCUUUUCUGUCCCAGAGAAGAAAUCAACAUAUGGAGUGAUUCUUACCCAUGGAGCUGGAGGAGAUAUGAAUUUCCCUCACUUAAUGUCUUUGGCAGCCUAUCUUGCAUCCCAUGGAGUUCUGUGCCUACGGUUUACUUGUAAAGGCCUUAACAUUGCUUAUAGGACUAAGGCCUUCAAAACAGUUGUGGAAUUCUUAAAGCUUUCUGAUGAUUAUAAACUUUCCGGCGUCUUCCUUGCAGGCCGUUCCAUGGGCUCACGUGCCGCUGCCUCUGUGAUACGUCAUCUUAGCCAGGAGGAUGAUGAUGAAGACUUUGUUCAAGGUCUAGUAUGUUUAUCUUACCCAUUGCAUCGACCAAAACUUCAGUCCAAGCUCCGGGAUGAAGAUUUAUUAUUCAUCAGGUGUCCAGUGCUGUUUGUCUCAGGAUCAGCAGAUGAGAUGUGUGAAAAACAACUGCUAGAAGGUGUGGCAAGCAAAAUGAAAGCCCCUAAAAAAAUCCAUUGGAUUGAUAAAGCAAACCACGGGAUGGUAGUCAAAGGACGAACAACGGAUGAUGUCAUGGAAGAAAUAAAUGCACAAGUUUUGUCUUGGCUUAGAGAGAAUAUUGAACUGGAGCACAAAUGAUUUGCAGUAUUUAAGCAGUGUCUUUGUUUAGCUUUUUGUAAAUGCAGCAAAUGAGUUUGUUAUUUCUGAGAGAUGUAUUUUUUAAAACAGAUGUUUUCAGAGGUCUAAGUGUAAAUGGAAAUAAAACAUUUUUGUGUGAAUGAAAAAAUAAAGUUUUCAAAGGAAAGAAAAUUUCCCAAAUAUUUCAUACUGUGGCAGCAUUGUUUUCUGUGUUUCUAUGCAAAUAACUGUAUACAAUGCUCAGUGCUCUGCAUUAACAAGUAGAUGCUUUUGACUGAUACUUGAAGUAAAGUAUCUGGAAAGAAA
This is a messenger RNA of Grus americana (Whooping crane), 1063 nucleotides long. RefSeq names its product testis expressed 30 (gene TEX30). Bases 74 to 757 code for a protein of 227 amino acids. Lineage: Eukaryota; Metazoa; Chordata; Aves; Gruiformes; Gruidae. The transcript has 5 exons. The record is from RefSeq and is a predicted model, not a curated record.